ACAAUACAACAGAGACACACGUAACCAUACAUAUUGCACACGGAGAGAGAGACACAUGUGAGAGACAGAACUCAGACCCCCCCAAUCACCCAAACCCAUACUCAAAAAACCAUAUAAAAACUAUUGGAUCACCUCUGAAUAUGUCACCGACCACUUGCUAAAGCUUGCAAUUAUAUCUUUCCUUUUUCUCUAGUUGGGUUUUUAUUUUUUGCUCUGAGAGAAAGAGAGAGAGUUUGUGAGUUUUGGGGGCUUGGUGAUAACUCGAUGGCUGCACCACCAGCAAAGGCUCGUGCCGAUUACGAUUACCUCAUCAAGCUUCUCCUUAUUGGCGACAGUGGUGUGGGCAAGAGUUGUUUGCUUUUGCGCUUUUCUGAUGGUUCCUUCACAACCAGUUUUAUUACCACCAUUGGGAUUGAUUUUAAGAUAAGAACUGUUGAGCUUGAUGGCAAACGAAUUAAAUUGCAAAUCUGGGAUACAGCUGGUCAAGAGCGGUUUCGAACUAUCACUACAGCUUACUACCGAGGAGCCAUGGGUAUUUUGCUGGUGUAUGAUGUUACUGACGAGUCAUCUUUCAACAACAUUAAGAACUGGAUUCGCAACAUUGAACAACAUGCAUCUGACAAUGUUAAUAAGAUACUGGUGGGGAACAAGGCUGACAUGGAUGAAAGCAAAAGGGCUGUGCCUACCUCUAAGGGUCAGGCUCUUGCUGAUGAGUAUGGCAUCAAGUUCUUUGAAACUAGUGCAAAGACAAAUAUGAAUGUGGAGGAGGUCUUCUUUUCAAUAGCAAGAGAUAUUAAGCGAAGGCUUGCAGAGACUGAUUCCAGGGAUGAGCCAAAAUCACACCUUGAGGUUAAAAAACCGGAACAGACAGACGGUGGUGGUCAAACUGCACAAAGGUCAAGUUGCUGUUCAUGAUUAGAAAUUGUGGGAAUGUUCUGAUAGUGGCACUCAUUAGGGUGUAUAAGCAAUUCUGAUGAGGAUGUAAUGGCAAUAUUGUACAACUCCCCCUUUGAAUUUUACUUUCUCUUUAGAGUAUAAUUCAUCAAGAAAUUUAUAAUCAAGUCAAGGAAAAAUUAUAUUUGCUGAACUUGUAAUCCAUCCCCCCCAGAACUUCCCUGAAGUACUUUUAUUUGUUGCAUAAGUGACCUCUUCAAAGUUGGAUUGUUCUUUAGAUAGAAUAUUUGGUUAGCUUUCUUUGCCAGGUUGAA
Messenger RNA from Quercus lobata, 1208 nucleotides. RefSeq names its product ras-related protein RABE1c-like. The record is from RefSeq and is a predicted model, not a curated record. The transcript is spliced from 8 exons. NCBI's taxonomy places the organism in Eukaryota, Viridiplantae, Streptophyta, Magnoliopsida, Fagales, Fagaceae. Gene Ontology annotation, molecular function: GTP binding; GTPase activity. The coding region runs from base 265 to 915 and encodes 216 amino acids.